This is a messenger RNA of Onthophagus taurus, 680 nucleotides long. It is a transcript of the gene ND-ASHI, whose product is annotated as NADH:ubiquinone oxidoreductase subunit ASHI. The record is from RefSeq and is a predicted model, not a curated record. NCBI's taxonomy places the organism in Eukaryota, Metazoa, Arthropoda, Insecta, Coleoptera, Scarabaeidae. Gene Ontology annotation, cellular component: respiratory chain complex I; mitochondrion.
UAUCAAGUUGACCAACGUUAAAAAGUUAAAGUUUUUGACAUCUGUCAUUAACAACUGGUAAAAAUGUCGUUAAUAAAAACCCAUAAAUUAGCAAAAUUAUGCUUAAAAUCCAAUCCAAUUUUAUUUACGUCGAUUCGAAAUCAUUGGAAUAAGGAUUAUAAGCCAAUGGCUUAUCCUCAAACUGAGAAAGAGAGGAAAGCUGCUGCAGCUAAAUAUGGUUUAUUACCGGAAGAAUAUAAACCGCUUCCUGACGAUGGAACAGGACUUGGAGAUUACCCGGAUUUACCGUUCGUUUCGGCUGAAUCAAAGGAUGCGUAUUAUCCAUACGAUUUUCCUGAAUUAAAACGAAAUUUUAACGAACCAAUACACGCAGAGGCUGAUAUGAUUGGCGAAGAUCGUUAUGACGUCUCCGCAAGACUUCGUGUACCUAUGAGUACUCAAUGGUUCCAAUUUUUAGGAGUCAUGUUUGGAACUUUUGCCAUUUACUAUUGGUUAGAAGAUUGUAAAAUGUUUAUUGGGCAAUUACCUAAACAGUAUCCAUUAGAUGAUAAACCAAGUUAUACAUUUGAAAUUGAAAAAUGAGUUAUAUACAAUUGAAAUGAAAAUAGUUAUUGCAAAAGGUGAAUUUAAUAAUAAAAAUGUUUAUGUAAAAAAACUUAAUUUAUUAAUUAAAGAAAAAU